Westerdykella ornata is the source of this 3624-nucleotide messenger RNA. RefSeq names its product DUF663-domain-containing protein. The transcript has 2 exons. Gene Ontology annotation, cellular component: 90S preribosome; nucleus. Bases 103 to 3624 code for a protein of 1173 amino acids. Lineage: Eukaryota; Fungi; Ascomycota; Dothideomycetes; Pleosporales; Sporormiaceae. Gene Ontology annotation, biological process: maturation of SSU-rRNA from tricistronic rRNA transcript (SSU-rRNA, 5.8S rRNA, LSU-rRNA); endonucleolytic cleavage of tricistronic rRNA transcript (SSU-rRNA, 5.8S rRNA, LSU-rRNA); ribosome biogenesis. The record is from RefSeq and is a predicted model, not a curated record. Gene Ontology annotation, molecular function: GTPase activity; U3 snoRNA binding; ATP hydrolysis activity.
CAACGAAACAUCUCGAGGCACCACCAAAUCCUCCACGUUCCCACGCCUACGCCCUAAGUGCUGGAAAUUUGUGCCUCUGGGCGACAGGCGCAAACCAGCAACAUGGCGGACCAAACGAACCGCCCCCACCGCAAAUCCAAGGAGAAGAAGCCUCAUUCCGGAGGCCACAACCCCAAGGCAUUCGCCUACGCGACGCCCGGCAGGCUUCAGAAGCAAGCAGCGCGCUCCCACGAUGUCAAGGAGAAACGCCUGCACGUCCCCCUCGUCGACCGCCUGCCCGAAGAAGCGCCCCCCAUCAUCGUGGGCGUCGUCGGCCCUCCCGGCGUAGGAAAGACGACACUUAUAAAAUCGCUCAUAAGGCGGUACACGAAGCAGACGCUUUCCGCGCCGACGGGCCCACUCACGGUUGUCACGUCGAAGCGGCGAAGGUUGACGUUCAUCGAGUGUCCGGCCGACUCGCUCGCGAGCAUGAUCGACAUCGCGAAAGUGGUGGAUAUCGUGCUGCUCAUGAUCGACGGCAACUACGGGUUCGAGAUGGAGACGAUGGAGUUUCUGAAUGUGCUGAGCGCGAGCGGGAUGCCGGGGAAUGUGUUUGGCAUCCUGACGCAUCUGGACCUGUUCAAGAAGCAGGAGACGCUCAAGUUGCAGAAGAAGAGGCUCAAGCAUCGGUUCUGGAGCGAGCUGUAUCAGGGCGCGAAAUUGUUCUAUUUGUCGGGCGUGGUGAAUGGGCGGUAUCCGGACAGGGAGAUUAUGAAUCUGUCGAGGUUCUUGUCCGUGAUGAAGAACCCCCGGCCGCUCAUUUGGAGGAAUUCGCAUCCGUAUUGUUUGGCUGAUCGGUUUUUGGAUAUUACGCCUCCUACGGAUAUCGAGAAUGACCCCAAGUGCGACCGCACCAUUGCGCUGUACGGCUAUCUACGCGGCACAAACUUCCCCGCCCAGGGCUCAAAAGUGCACAUCCCCGGCGUGGGCGACCUAAGCGUAUCGUCCACCGAAGCACUACCGGAUCCGUGCCCGACGCCCUACGCAGAGCAAGCACUGGCAAAGAUGACUGGGAAGGCAAAAAGGACGCGGUUAGGAGAGAAACAGAAGAUUUUGUUCGCACCCAUGUCGGAUGUUGGUGGUGUGUUGGUAGAUAAAGAUGCGGUAUAUAUCGACGUCAAGACCAACACGUUUAAUGCGGAUGAAGAGCCGGAUCACGAACGUGGGUUAGGAGAGCAGAUGAUGUUGGGGUUGCAGGGUGGAAGGAGAUUGCUGGGUGAGGGGGAGGCGCAGAUGAGGUUGUUUAGCGGUGGGAAGGUCGUUGAUGGGAAUGUUGCCGAUGAUGAUAGGGAAGAUAGUGGUCGCACAUCGCAACGACAUGCGAGAUUGGCAGAGGGUGGGGAUAUCGACGAUGCUGAUCUGGAGGGCAUCGCAUCGGACGAAGAGAACUAUGAGGACGGCGAGGGAGAAGAGGAUGAAGGCGAUGAUGGGUACCUGGAGACAUCGAAUGGUCAACCGGCUUUUGCACGAAGGAGAGAUUCGGAAGCAGACGGUGCGGUGAAUGAGGACAUUGCAUUCGCCGACAGCGACUCCGAUCUAGGUUCAAUAUCAGGCGACGACGUCGAUCUGGAUCAUCUGGAAGAUCCGCCAUCCGAUUACGAUGAGGAGGGAGACGACGACGACGAGGGCACGCUGCGAUGGAAAGCGAAUCUGCAGGAAAAUGCGCGCAAGAUGCACGGGCGGAAUCGACCCUAUCGGACAACCGAGCUGGCGCGGAUGAUGUAUAACCUGUCGCUGACUCCGGCCGAGGUGCUCAAGAAGUGGCGUGGAGAAGAGGAAGAGGAGGAAGAGGAAAAUAGCGAGGAUGAAGGUGACGAUGACUUCUUCAAGAAGUCCAAGGCGGCAGAUGCUGCCGAGGAAGAGGACCGUUAUAUACCCCUUUACGACUAUGCUGCUUUGGAAGAGAAGUGGGAAGAUGAAGAAAAUAUCGAGGCUUUGAAGAGCCGGUUCGCCGUCGGACAUCUCGCUGGUAAAGGAGGGGAGGAAGACGGCGAAGAGGGCGAAUUUGAAGGCUUCGAUGAGGAGGACGAGGGAGAUGGUGAGUUUGAGGAUCUAGAGACGGGCGAAACUUUUGGUGGCAAGGACAAAGACAAGGCAGCGGAGGACGAGGCGAAGAGUCUUGAAGAGGAGCGUGCGAAGAAUGCUCGAAGAAAGGAGGAGCUAAAGCUUCGUUUUGAGGAAGAGGACAGGGAAGGCUUCAUGAACGACAAGACGGACAGCCGGAAGGAGGGAGGCGAAGAUGAAGAGUUUGGCGAGGAUGACUGGUACGAUGCGCAAAAGGCCAUGAUCCAGAAGCAGCUCGACAUCAAUCGUGCCGAGUUCGACCAGCUGGACGAGGUAUCGCGAGUGCGGGUUGAGGGCCACAAGGCCGGUACCUAUGCUCGGAUUGUGCUUGAAAAAGUGCCCUACGAAUUCUCCGUCAACUUCAACCCUCGCUUCCCCAUCAUCAUCGGCGGUCUUACUCCCACAGAGGAGCGAUUCGGCUAUGUACAAGUGCGGAUCAAGCGCCACCGCUGGCACAAGAAGAUCCUCAAGACCAACGACCCCCUCAUCUUCUCCCUGGGCUGGCGACGCUUCCAAACCCUCCCCCUCUACAGCAUCUCGGACUCGCGGACCCGAAACCGCAUGCUCAAAUACACGCCCGAACACAUGCACUGCUUCGGCACCUUCUACGGCCCGCUCGUGGCGCCCAACACGGGCUUCUCGUGCGUGCAGAGCCUGUCCAACAAGACGCCCGGCUUCCGCAUCGCGGCCACGGGCGUCGUCCUCAGCGUCGACGAAUCCGUCGAGAUUGUCAAGAAGCUGAAGCUCACGGGGCAUCCGUACAAGAUCUUCAAGAACACGGCCUUCAUCAAGGACAUGUUCCAGAGCGCGCUCGAGAUAGCCAAGUUCGAGGGUGCCAGCAUCCGCACGGUCAGCGGCGUGCGGGGCCAGAUCAAGCGCGCGCUCAGCAAACCCGAGGGCCAUUUUCGAGCUACCUUUGAGGACAAGAUCCUCAUGUCGGAUAUCGUGUUCCUGCGCGCGUGGUAUCCCGUCAAACCGCACCGGUACUACAAUUGCGUGACGAAUCUGCUGAGUCCGCCGGGGCCUGGGGAUGAGGGGGAGAGCACGGGGUGGAAGGGUAUGCGCCUGACAGGCCAGGUGCGGCACGAACAGGGCAUCGAGACGCCGGCGAAUAGGAACUCGGCGUACCGCAAGAUCGAGCGGCAGACGCGGCACUUCAACCCCUUGCGCGUGCCUAAAAAGCUGGCCGCUGAAUUGCCGUUCAAGUCGCAGAUUGCGGCCAUGAAACCGCAGAGCAAGAAGACGUAUCUGCAGAAACGCGCGGUGGUGGUGAAGGAUAGGGAAGAGAAGAAGGCAAGGGCGUUGAUGAGCCAUCUCAUGACGGUAAGGAAUGAGAAGGUAGCGAAGAGGCGGGAGGCGCAGGAGAAGAGGAGGGAGGGGUAUAGGGCCAAGGUGAGGGAGAAUGCGGAGAAGAGGGCUGAGAGGGAGAAGAGGGAGAAGGCGGAGUUUUGGCGGAGGGAGGGGAAGAAGAGGAAGGCGGCGGAGGCGGGGGGUGGUGAGGGGAAGAGGAGGAGGAAGUAG